This is a messenger RNA of Talaromyces marneffei, 2475 nucleotides long. RefSeq lists its product as uncharacterized. The coding region runs from base 1 to 2475 and encodes 824 amino acids. The transcript is spliced from 3 exons. Gene Ontology annotation, molecular function: zinc ion binding; DNA-binding transcription factor activity, RNA polymerase II-specific; sequence-specific DNA binding. Gene Ontology annotation, biological process: DNA-templated transcription; positive regulation of transcription by RNA polymerase II. NCBI's taxonomy places the organism in Eukaryota, Fungi, Ascomycota, Eurotiomycetes, Eurotiales, Trichocomaceae. The record is from RefSeq and is a predicted model, not a curated record.
AUGGCGGAGCACCGGGCUCAGGCUUCUCGGCCGCAGUUCACCAACCCGUGGAAACAUAGUGCACCGUCCAGAACUUUGCAAGAUGUGCCGGAUGGAAAGAUAGCCCAUACACUGACGGCUUGUACGAGAUGUCGACAAAGAAAAUCUAGAUGCGAUCCAGGCAUACCGAGAUGCGAGCCAUGCGAACGAAGCAAUGCGCGAUGCGUUUACUACGACUCGACUAGACACCAGACGAUUUCCCGCUCCUACAUAGUCCAAUUACGAGAAAGAGCUCGAGCUCUUGAAAGAGAAAUCGAGGCAGCAGAAAAAGAAGUAAGGCAUGCCGCCGAUGCGGAGUUGAUGGUUCGGGGCGCCGGCCGUAUACGAUUCGCAGCAAAUGAUGAACCGAGAUAUUUGGGACCGUCCAGUGGUAUUGCCAUAACGAGAUUAGUGAUGGAAUUGGCCAAGCAAAACACUGACUCGAAAAGUAUCAAGGAUGUCGUCCCAGAAAUGACGGCACAGGAGAUCCGCGAUAUGUUUGCGAAGGAAAGCUCCAAGCCAACAUCCAAGGUGUACCCGAUGAUUAGCUCUGUACCUCAAGAGAGUCUACCUCCACAGAAUUUGACCAACAAGCUGAUUGACCUCUACAUGGUCAAAGGACAAGCUAUGCUACCGGUCUUGCACGAGCCUACAUUUCGCCAGGAUGCGGAAGAUGUCUUUCGCGCAUCCCAGGAUCCUAUUCAGAACUUUCAGUUGCGCAUGGUCGUUGCAAUCAGUAUGCAGAAAUUGAGUCCCGAGUACGCUGGGUUGGCCGAUAGUUACUACCUGGCAGCUCUGCCCUUUCUUCAACCCUCACUGCAACAAAUGGAUUUGCGAUCGCUCCAAUGUCUGACCCUCAUCGCGCAGUACUCGCUAAUAACGCCAACUAGGACAGCCUCAUAUUGGGUGGUCGGGGCGGCCGCGAAACUCGCUCAGGAGUUAGGGCUUCUUGAGGAGGCCAACAUCACCAAGUCCACAACAGGCGAGCCACUCAAUGUCCUGGAAGUGGACAUGCGUCGGCGAGUAGCUUGGGUCGUCAUCACCAUGGAAUUCGGACUGGCCCAUAGCUUAGGCCGUCCAAACGCAUUCUGCAUCAGCCACGAUCAUCUUAAUAUCGGAUUUCCCCAACUUGUGGAUGACCGGUUCAUUACUGCUCAGGGAAUACUACCAGGAGCCAAGCCAAUCUGGGCCAAAUGUACUGCUAUACAUUUUUUCAAGAUGCGCUUAUUGCAAGCAGAGGUUCGACGGACACUUUAUCUGAACAAGCGAGAAGCUCCGGUAAACGAUCAGGAUCCUUGGUUCGAACAGAUCAUGGCCAAAAUAGACGACUGGGUUGAACUAUGUCCCAAAGAGGACGGCGGAAGUGGUCUGAGCAAAACUUGGUUCGUUGGCCGAAAGAAUACCAUGAUUGUUAUGCUAUAUCGUCCGUCGCCCCAAAUACCGGAGCCUUCAGUUGAUGCUGCUCGAAAAUGCUACGACGCCUGCGCCUUUAAUGUGAGGAUGCACAUGGACCAGAUGUCCACUGGCUCUGUUGACUUGACAUGGGCGUCUGCUCAGGCUCUAUUUAUGGCAAUCAGCACGAUGCUAUGGACGCUGUCUUAUCCUGAUAUCCGCAUAGAGCACGAUAUUGAGGAAGUCAAAUCUUAUCUUCAGAUCGCCUUGGAGGCGGUUGCUAUAUCAGCACAACGAUGGCCGGGGUGCGAGUCGGCGUUGCAGUUAUACAAGAGUCUCAUGACUGCAUGUCUGAAAGCCUACGAUACUGCGGAGUCUUUUGUUGUGCAUACACCGUCGACCCAACCGUCACCGGCCUCUGUGCAAGAUAUCACGACACCGCCUUUCAUUUCAAGUCCUUCAGCGACGUCGCAUCAUUCCGUACAAACAGUUGUAACUGCGGCAACGACGACAUCCGAUACAGAGAAAUACUUGUCGCAUUCAAGAGGUCCAUCAACGGAGCCUCUUCAAAAACACACUCCUGUUCAUGAACAAUCCAACACACCGGCUUCUCAACCUUCAUCAUCUCCGAUAUAUAUGCCUUCCCAAGCUUAUAGCCUUCCAAGUGCUCAACCCCCAAACAAACAACUACACCGACGAAACAUGCAUCACGGUCAGCAUCCUAAUACACAGAUGUAUGCCGCGUACGGCGACCCGAACUUCGAUCCUGCUACACCUUUCAAUACUUUCCCAUCUGUUGUUCCCGGUCUUGUUGGCUGGGAUCCUAACUACGCAGCCGUUCCGGUCACCAGCAGCAGCGGAUAUGUUAGCAUGAACGCCGACUCUACAUUUUGGAUGGGACCGUUUGGGGACCAGUAUUCUCAGUACUCGAAUCAACCAGGACCUUGGCGCGGUCGGACGUUGAGUCAAGAAGAACAAAUCGAAUUGAUGGACUCUUUAGCAGACAACAUACCGGAUGUGUCGUCGAUGCUGAUGAGCGACACAACUAUAUACUACCGUUCUUGA